AUGAAUUCUUGCGCAGGUCUAGGCGCACUUCAUUCUGGAAUAGGACAUGCGCACUACUCGGGACUACUUUCAACGAUUGGAAUAUCGUCUCUGUCUUCAAGUAACUUCAAAAACCGCAAGCGAGAGAGUGGAAAGGCAGUAGAAGAAGUGGCCAGGGAGUCUUGUCAACGAUUUAACGAUGAAGAGAAGAGAUUAUCGUCAACUGGGGAAGAAGUCGUAAAAGUGGGUGUGUCGUACGACAUGGGUUGGAGAAAAAGAGGCUGUAGUCAUGAUUCCUCGUCAGGAGCAGGAACAGCAGUAGGCUUGCAGACCAGUAAAGUUAUCAGCUAUGCCACUCGUAAUACAAUUUGUCGGGUUUGUGCUGAAGCCCAAAAAAAGAAUCAGGAGGCAGUCGCACAUGAUUGCUGCAAAAACCACCAAGGAUCCUCCAAAAGCAUGGAGGCUAACGUAGCUGUCGAGUUGUUUUCUGGUGCAUUGAGCAGUGNCCGACCUUAAGAUCUGCCUUGCCAUAUCAUAAAGUUCCAAAUAUGAAUCAGUCUUACGUGGUGAAUCUGGAAAUGUUAACAACCGCUUUGGAGGAAUGUAUGAAUUGUCACGAAGGACCCCUAGAUUUGAGUAACAGUUGCAACGUUGGCAACGAAGGAGUGUGCCCAGUCAUGAAAGUAAAAUGUGCCCGCUGUGAUCACAUUAAUAUUCUUCGCCCAGCAGAACAUCAUCGAACGGGAAAAAGAGGUCCCCCAACUUUUGACAUGAAUUCUUGCGCAGGUCUAGGCGCACUUCAUUCUGGAAUAGGACAUGCGCACUACUUGGGACUACUUUCAACGAUUGGAAUAUCGUCUCUGUCUUCAAGUAACUUCAAAAACCGCAAGCGAGAGAGUGGAAAGGCAGUAGAAGAAGUGGCCAGGGAGUCUUGUCAACGAUUUAACGAUGAAGAGAAGAGAUUAUCGUCAACUGGGGAAGAAGUCGUAAAAGUGGGUGUGUCGUACGACAUGGGUUGGAGAAAAAGAGGCUGUAGUCAUGAUUCCUCGUCAGGAGCAGGAACAGCAGUAGGCUUGCAGACCAGUAAAGUUAUCAGCUAUGCCACUCGUAAUACAAUUUGUCGGGUUUGUGCUGAAGCCCAAAAAAAGAAUCAGGAGGCAGUCGCACAUGAUUGCUGCAAAAACCACCAAGGAUCCUCCAAAAGCAUGGAGGCUAACGUAGCUGUCGAGUUGUUUUCUGGUGCAUUGAGCAGUGGUGUAGCUUACACUACUUAUGUGGGAGAUGAUGACAGUGCCAAAAGAGAAAGUCAUCGUAAAGCGCUAGUUACCUACGAUAUCGAGAAAUGGAGACGUAAAUCAUGCAAGUUGAGCGCUAGGAACACGUUUAUUUGCAGCAAAAGGGAAGGUGAAAGGGUUGACACCGAAUAUUAUAUCCUACCUUCAGAGGUUCUUCACUUAUUGCGUUAACCAAAACAACGGCCAGCCAUUGCUGUUAAUGGAAGGAUUUUCCACCAUAGUACCACACGCAUUUGGAGAUCACAAUAAGUGCAGCGCAUCCUGGUGUGGUUACAAAAAAGAUCCAAAAUGUUAUAAGCACGGACAUCUUUGGGGGAAGGAUUUGAAGGGCGAAGACCUGCGCGCGGUGCUUGAAGAUGCUCUUUGGCCAUUUAUGUCUGAGGAAUCAGCAAAGAAGCUAGCCCCUUGUGGCUCGUCACAGCGUAAUGAAUGCAUUAACAGCGUGGUUGGUUCUAAAGCCCCAAAAAUCAGGCACUACGGAGGGUCUGAAAGUAGCGACUUUUGA
This is a messenger RNA of Porites evermanni, 1779 nucleotides long. Lineage: Eukaryota; Metazoa; Cnidaria; Anthozoa; Scleractinia; Poritidae. The record is from the annotation of a GenBank genome assembly.